UAUUAAUGUUCACCUUUUUUCAUUUCUUUCUCUCUCUAAAACCUUUAUCGUUCACACUUCAACUGCUCCCUCUCUCUCUCUUUCACUCUCUUCCUCCUCAUCCUCUUCUCUAGUCUCUCUCUAACUCCCUUCUUCCUUCAAAACCAAGCAACCUACUGUAGAAGAAGAGGAAAAGAGAGGGGAAGAGUAGAAAAAGGAAGAGUGAGUGUCGGAGAGAGAGUCACUAAAAGACGAAAAUGCCCCCCACUCCCACCGCCAACGGAGACCAUCACAGAACCCGACCUCCCUCAAACGACAACCAUCACAGAACCCGACCUCCCUCAAACGACAACCAUCAGGGAAGUCGGCCACCCAUAAACGACAACCAUCAGGGAAGUCGGCCACCCAUAAACGACAACCAUCAGGGAAGUCGGCCACCCAUAUACGACAACCAUCAAGGAAGUCGGCCGUCCUCAAACGACAAUCAUCAGAGAAGCCGAUCAACACAAAACGACAACAAUCACCACCAGUUCUAUUACCCAACGACGCCGUAUUCUUCGUCGUCUUCGUCCUCAGCCUCCUUCAGAGGCUGCUGCUGUUGCCUCUUCCUCCUCUUCUCCUUCCUCGCUCUCCUCGUCCUGGCCGUAGUGCUCGUCGUUUUUCUCGCCGUGAAGCCGAAGAAGCCUCAGUUCGAUCUCCAACAGGUUGGGGUUCAGUACAUGGGCAUUACAGCGCCCAAUCCCUCCCAAACCGCCACCACCACGACCGACCCUAGCUUGAACCCGAAUCCGAACCCGACCACCACCGCAUCGCUUUCUCUCAGCAUUCGGAUGCUAUUCACGGCCGUGAACCCUAACAAAGUGGGGAUCAAGUACGGCGAGUCGAGGUUCACCGUCAUGUACCGAGGGAUUCCCUUGGGAAAAGCUUCGGUGCCUGGAUUUUACCAGGAGGCACACAGCACGAGGCAGGUGGUAGCCACCAUAGCCGUCGAUCGAGUCAAUCUUCUCCAGGCCGACGCAGUCGAUUUGAUCAAAGACGCUUCGCUUAAUGACAGGGUCGAGCUCAGAGUCCUCGGCGAUGUUGGCGCCAAGAUCCGCGUCUUGAACUUUGAUUCCCCCGGCGUCCAGGUUUCGGUGGAUUGUGCUAUAGUGAUAAGCCCAAGGAAGCAAUCUCUUACUUACAAGCAGUGUGGAUUCGAUGGAGUGAAUGUGUAGAUUUUUUGUGUCACAAAUUCUCAUUUUUCUUCUUCUUUCUCUUAACAAGCGGAGAGAAAAAAGAAAAAAGAAAAAAAAUGAAAAGCCCUUUCACAUGAGUGGAAAUGAAUUAGCAGUUUAAAGGCAAAGCUAGCCAAGAGAAAGAACAAAGAGGAGGUUCGAAUUUUUAGGAUUAUUUAUUUGAAGAAAAAGAAAAAAGUUCCAAGAUUUUGCAAAAUUAAUUUUUAAAAUCCAUUGCUUCGGAGAGUUGCUGACUGCUUGUAUAGUGUAAAAAAAAAUAAAAAAUUAUGCGUUGGUUGGUGGUAUUAGAGAGAUUCCACUUCCAUUGGGGUCAA
Molecule: messenger RNA, 1528 nt
Organism: Humulus lupulus (European hop)
Lineage: Eukaryota; Viridiplantae; Streptophyta; Magnoliopsida; Rosales; Cannabaceae
Product: proline-rich receptor-like protein kinase PERK7
Exons: 2
Coding region: 237-1193 (318 amino acids)
Cellular component (GO): plasma membrane
Source: RefSeq, a predicted model, not a curated record